AGGUCAGUUUAUAACAACUCAAAGUGAAGCACAUAUUCUGCUUAGUUUGAAUCGAAAAUUUUCUUCUCAAGCAUUAAAAAAUUUUCAUUUCUUAAUUAAUAUUCUAGUUUAAGUUCUAGUGCUUAAAAAACAGAAAGUUUCAAAAACUCGUAAUGGCUGAAAAUCAAGAUUAUGGAAAUGGUGAAGAAAUGCACCACGAUAACGAAUAUAAUGGAAAUGGAAUGGAGGGUCAAGAUAAUAGCUAUGACCAACAGCAACAGCAGCAUUCCAAUGGAAACAACGAGAAUUCAGGACGCGAUGACGACAGAAAAUUAUUUGUCGGUGGACUAAGCUGGGAAACCACAGAAAAGGAACUCCGUGACCAUUUCGGACAAUAUGGCGAGAUUGAAAGCAUCAAUGUUAAAACAGAUCCAACAACAGGACGCUCACGUGGUUUCGCUUUUAUUGUAUAUCAAAAUGCUGAUUCCAUUGACAAAGUGGUUCAAGCUGGUGAUCAUAUUAUAAAUAAUAAGAAGGUUGAUCCGAAAAAAGCAAAAGCUCGCACUGGAAAGAUUUUUGUUGGUGGUUUGACAACAGAAAUCAGUGAUGAUGAAAUAAAAGCUUAUUUUGGACAAUUUGGAAACAUCACGGAAGUUGAAAUGCCAUUCGAUAAGCAAAAAAAUCAGCGAAAAGCUUUCUGCUUUAUAACAUUCGAUUCUGAGCAAGUAGUCAACGAGCUUUUGAAAAGUCCUAAACAGACAAUCAGUGGAAAGGAAGUUGAUGUAAAGAAAGCGACUCCUAAACCUGAGAACGCUCCAAUGAUGGGUGGACGUGGGGGAGGUCGCAAUAUGCGUGGAGGACGUGGUCGCGGAGGAUAUCAAGGUGGAUGGGGCAGCAGCUAUGGUGGCUACGGAGGUUCAUAUGGUGGUAACCAAGGCUCUUAUGGAUAUGAUAACUACCCGAGUGGAUACGACUAUAACAACUAUGGUGGUGGAUACACCCAAGGCUACGACUCAGCAGGCUACAACAACUAUGGCGGCUCAAGUGGCGGCUAUGGAGGAAAUUAUGGUAAAUACAGCAAUUAUCAAAGUAGAAAUCAAAACCAACAUUAGGACAGCUUGCGAUAGAUAUUUGCUAGAAAAAAAUCGAAGUAAAUCGAGCAAUCAUAUCUUCGCACAAAAAUGUCUUAAAUAUCAAAGAGAAGUAAAAAAAAAUAAUCUGUAAAAAUAAAAAAAAAUCCUUAAAAAGUUAAGUCAAGUUGACUACAGAAACAAAAAUAACCCUCCAUUGAUAACGUUGCAUAUAUGAUGUAACAUUAAAUCUUAUUGACACUUUAACAGACUUCAAUUUCACAUAUUAUAUAUAGAUAUAUAUAUAAAUGUGCGCAAGAUUUUGUUUCUUUUUUUCUUUAUCAGUAAAUUCGUGCGCUUUUUUAAAAAAUCUAGACAAAUAUAUCUGUUUCAAAUGAAAAAAGAUUUCAAUAAUUGAUUAAUUCAAGUAGACAUUUCUCUGUUUCUUAUGUAUAUUUCGGUUUUGCUAAUGCUAUGUUUAGCUUUAAAUAUUUGAAACAAGGAGCAAGACACCACAAAAUACCUCGUUAUAAUUUACAAAACGGUUUUUAAAGUCUGUCACUUUUUGUAUGCUUAUAAGUUACCAGGAAACUAAUAAUAUUCAUUGAGUAUUGUUGAAAGAUAAUCUAUUCGACGAUGAUAUUAUUAAUAGAAGAAAAGAAAAAGAUGGAAUGAAAGUGCCUUCCUAUUGAAGCUUUUAUGACUUUCUGUAGAUAUACAUAAAUAGCAAAGACUUUGUCUACAAUGAACCCUUCUAUAUAUUCUGUAUAUAUAGAUAAUAUAUCUAUAUCUCAAGGACGCUUGUCCUGAAAAUGUUUCAAUAAGUAGAUGAAUGCUUAUUCACAUAUUUGAUCGCGUAAAUUUUUCAAUAGUAGAAAGUAUCGUGGAUGUUUUGUACGCAUUGAUGAAAAAGGGAUUGAAGACUUUGAAAGCAAGAACAUAGAUACUUUUCCUGUUAAAACUUAAUGAGGUAUUUUGGCACAUGUUUUAUUUUUUAUAUUUUCCUCCUUUUUCUAUCGUAAAUAGUUAAGUAACAAAUUAGCUUUUCUUUUUAAUGGAAUAGCGAAAGCAUGAAGAACUUCUGAUAAAAAAAGGUUUAUUAUACAUACAUACAUACCUACAUAAAUAAAUACAUAAAAAAGUUAAAUGAAAGAUUGAGAUAAAAUAAGCAUACAAAAUUGAAAAAAGUGUUGAAAUAAUCUCCCAUCUUUCACUAAUUUUAGAUCAUAAAGAUUUUUUAUGGAUUUACUUUUAAGCAUUUAAAAAAUCGUUCUAUAUAAGUUAUGGUUAAUGCUACAAUAUUUACAUGAAGAAACAGACACUGUUUUUCAUGCAUUUGAAAGUUUGAAGAAUGAAACUGAAAAGGUUAAGAGCGAUAAAUAAUUUAAGAUCAAACAAAUUUCAUUUCGAUUGUGUUUUUUCCGAUUUUUUUUUUGAUUUAAAUGUGAGAGUUUCUGCAUUAUUACUUUGGCAACAAAUCAAGAAAAGAUUUUUAAAAUAACAGCCAAUAUGGCAAUAUCAUUCUUUCAAAAAUUAUCUUCGUACGAUAAAAGCUAUUUCUGGUUCAGACCGUUUUUCCAUUUUUUAAUGCUUAUAAAUGACAUAAAUAUCAAUAUUUUCUAUUGCAUGUUUCCAAUGUUAUUUUGAAUUAUCUUCUGUACAGUUUUUUUCAUAAAUUUUCAAAUGUGGCCGCCUCAUGAGUUAUUAUUUAGUUGUUUUUUCGAUAUUCAAACUUUUCAUCAAGUUUUCUCUAGAGAUUAAAUUUCAUUAUUGUCAAAUUUUAUGUAUAUUUUCAAGAAAUCUUAUAUUUCUGAUUUGUUUUCUGAACUUAUCUGAGUUUUUGUUUUUGUUUUUGAUUAAAAUGUUUUAAGUUCGAACCUUAAGAACAAAUCAUUAUUAAUACCUCAAAUAAUAUCUAUAAAAAACGAACUAUAAAACCAAUUGCUUCUGUAAAUUUAAUGAAGAAUCGUGAACCUACUUUAAAUUUUCAUUUUAUUCACCAUCGUGAAACAAAAGAAUAGUAAAAACUUGUUCUUGUUUAGUUUACAGAUUAAACUAUAAAUGGAAGAGACAAAUCCUCAAUAGAUCCUUUUCUUAAACUUUUUUUUCGCUGUAAUUUGUUAAUUAAAAGAAUGAUUAAAUAACAGAAAUGAGGUGGUGACACAUUUUGAGAUGGAAAGUAGAGAAAAAGGUAAUGUUUUGAUGAUACAUGAGAAAUACAUUGAGAAACAUGUACUUAAAGGCAAACCAAAAUCGUUAUAUUAGGAUAAAGAAAACUUUAUUUUUUCUGAAAGUUUUCUGUCCUAAAAUACGAAUCUAAAACAUUUGUUAAAAACAAAAGAAAACGCUCUGGAGGUUGAUGUUUUGUCUUAAAGAAUAUUCAUCAUUGCAGAACCAAUCCUCUUGAGUCUAAACUGAUAAAGUGAAUGAGAAAAAUCCGAUUAGAUUUGCCAAAACAUGUAAUCCCAACAAAACGAAGAAAUUUGGAAAUAAAAUUCUUUCAAGGAGAAA
Molecule: messenger RNA, 3560 nt
Organism: Clunio marinus
Lineage: Eukaryota; Metazoa; Arthropoda; Insecta; Diptera; Chironomidae
Source: the annotation of a GenBank genome assembly